AUAAAGCAACAGCUGAUUUUAAAAAAUAUAUUUAUUGACAUCUUUCAAUUCCACAAAAAUGUACUGAAAAAAAGUGUGGUAAACGGCGUAAUUAUUUACUAAAUUUGUCUAAUUAUCACCUAACACAGUUAUCAAAUCCCAUCCCGUUCCACGAAAAAUGUCCGCCAGUAAGUUGGAUGCAGUUUACAGAAGUAUUCUACUAACCAAAUUUUUCACAAAAGGAUGGGGUAAACCGGAGAAUUUGCGCAGGUUAUUUGAGUUCAGAAAAGUCGUGUCCAACCGCGAUGAGUGUUUCAAAUUAAUAGAAAGAGAUUAUCCAGUAACAAUAACCAAGGAACAAAACCUCAAUGACUGCAAACUGCUGGAAGGCUACUUCAUCUCUCCGCUUGAUCGGUACCUGCCCGGGAUAGUUCCGGAGAUCGCCAGAAAGGCACAUUUCCAGGUGAUACUGCCGGUGCAUUGGCCUGAACCUACCAGCAAGCCGAUGUGUCUACAUUUAGCGGGCACUGGUGAUCAUUUUUUUUGGCGACGGCGAAAUUUAAUGGUGAAACCAUUACUGAAAGAGGCGGGCAUCGGCGGAAUCAUACUUGAGAACCCAUUCUAUGGGCUACGGAAACCUACCGAUCAGGUUCGGUCUUCCCUCCACAAUGUUUCGGACAUAUUCGUGAUGGGCGGGUGCCUGAUUCUGGAGGCGCUGGUGCUCUUUCACUGGUGCGAGCGGAAUGGACUCGGCCCAUUGGGCGUCACUGGGCUCUCCAUGGGUGGGCAUAUGGCGUCACUGGCAGCUACGAAUUGGCCUAAGCCUUUAGUUCUAGUUCCUUGUCUAUCGUGGUCGACAGCGUCAGCGGUUUUCUUGCAGGGAGUGAUGUCGCAAUCAAUAAACUGGGACUUGCUCGAAGAUCAAUACCUUUCAGACGGCGUAUACAGAGAGAAGCUAUCCAAAAUGGUGACGAUUGUAGACGAAGCGUUCCUAGCGGGGAAGAAAUUCGCGCGUUCCUAUUCCCAAACCGUCGACAAAGACAACAAACCGCCACCAAAAGACAAUAAAACCGAAACAAUCCCUCCAGCUCCAGACCAAAAACUCGAUAUCACAUACAAAGAAACAAAUUGUGACAAGGACCCCGACGUAGUUGAUCUAACUAAGAACAUAGAAGUACGCGACAAAGUGCCUAAAAACGUCAUAAAGUCUGAAUGUACAGCGCAAAUAGCACAAAUGAACGAAGAACUGAAGAAAUUGCUAGAAGAAAACAAAAUUACUCAAGUGUUGUACGACAAGCUGAUGUCCAACGAGAAAUUCCAGUUGGAUUCGCAAGAUAUCGCCGACAUAAACAAACUGACCGAAGAUAGAAUAAAAGAAUUGUUGUUGAAAUUUAAAGUUGCUCUUGUCCAAAACGAGAUGAACGAGCAGUCGGGAGAAACGAUCAACUUCACUCAAAAAAGGAACGAAGAACCGCAGUUGGACACAAAAGAAGAAGUGGUUGCGGCAGUUAGCGAAAAACCGACUGAAGAGGCUAAGAAAGAAGAGACUGUAACACCACAAGCCAUAGAGCAGAAAGCCGAAGAACCAAAGACAACCGCGAGUGCCACAGUCAAAGGAAAGAAACCUGACAGAAGGUCGUGGAACGUUUCGGACCUUACUUCAGAUUUGUGGGUGAAUUUACCGUUCCUGCGGUCGAGCGGGAAGAAGAUAGACAUAAGCAAGAUACACUGGAGGGACAGAGAGGCACUGCAGUUUAUGCGGGGCGUCAUGGAUGAGUGCACGCAUCUCAGCAACUUCUCUGUGCCUUAUGAUACUUCUUUAAUCAUUGCUGUUUGCGCGAAACACGACGCCUACGUGCCUCGAGAAGAUGUUGGGACACUGGAAGAGAUCUGGCCCGGCGUGGAGGUGCGCUACGUUGACGCUGGUCAUGUGUCCGCCUACAUACUGCACCAGUCGCUGUUCAGAUCGUGCAUAAAGGAAGCAUUCGAAAGGUCGAAAAAGAAGUGGAAAGACGGAAAGCACAUCGACUGACCAACGAUAUUUUGACAGUAUUUUCAAUAGCCGAAUACCGUUUGAACACACUCGUCAACGUCUCAAAUGUUACACAAAUUAUUCACUUUUUUACACCAAGAAAGGAGCUUAACUACAUUUGAUGGAACUGAAGCAAUACUGAAAGAUGUUGACAGGUGUGAUUCAACCGUCAUGUUUCUACAUCGUAUCAUUAUCGUUCGAGACAUUCGCGCCAGGCAACGCCGGGAUGCCAUGCAGUAGGUAUACUGGACGACAAUACACAAAGCCCUUUCUUAUGGCCGUCUGAUAAGUCACAACUUUAUUGUGAAACUAUUUACAGAUAGCAUACGGUCAUAAAAGUAACUCAAUACCUCGUCUUUAGGCGCUAGUGUGGCAAAUACACGUAGACAAUAGCUGAAAAUAUAGAAGAUUUAACAAGGUCAGAAAUAACUGCGAAACUGUGAUAAUAGCUGGACGAAAAUAAUUAGCAAUAUCAACGAACAGAUAUACAUAAAUCCCUAUAACUUUGAGAAUUUAUUUAAAUAUAUGUAGUCUAAUCUGUUGAUUUUCUGUUUGACUGUAAGAAAUUUAUUUUGUAAAACAUGACUUGUUCUCAAAACUCAUGGUAGUUUGUGUGGAGAAUUGCUCAAUUGUCUAUUAACGUUAUUUUAACUAAUAGCAUAUAAUUGACGAUUGGUGCUUUUGACUAACAGUUUUAACGAUAGUAUUGCAUAUCAACGUCCAUUAGGAUACGGAAUCAUACCAUAAGUACCAUAAUGUUUUUACCUUAUCAUGCACACCAGUUACAA
Molecule: messenger RNA, 2799 nt
Organism: Ostrinia furnacalis (Asian corn borer)
Lineage: Eukaryota; Metazoa; Arthropoda; Insecta; Lepidoptera; Crambidae
Product: protein ABHD18
Exons: 10
Coding region: 158-2011 (617 amino acids)
Source: RefSeq, a predicted model, not a curated record